GCUUCGACCUCAGCCAAUGGCGAGCGGGGCUGCCACGCGCGAGCGGCGGUGGGCGGGGCGGUGCCGUGCCGGGCUCGGAGGCAUGGCGGAGGAGCGGGGCAUGGCGGUGGUCACCUGCACGGCGCCCGUCAACAUCGCCGUCAUCAAGUACUGGGGCAAGCGCGACACGGAGCUGAUCCUGCCCAUCAACUCCUCGCUCAGCGUCACGCUGCACCAGGACCAGCUGAGGACCACCACCACGGCCGCCGCCAGCCGGGAUUUCACCGAGGACCGCCUGUGGCUGAACGGCGAGGAGGUGGACGCGGCGCAGCCCCGGCUGCAAGCCUGCCUGCGGGAGGUCCGGCGCCUGGCUCGCAAACGCCGCGGUGACGAUGACACGUCCCCCCUCAACCUCUCCUACAAAGUCCACGUCGCCUCCGAGAACAAUUUCCCCACCGCCGCCGGGCUGGCGUCCUCGGCCGCCGGCUACGCCUGCUUGGUUUCGGCGCUGGCUCGGCUGUACGGCGUGGAGGGCGAGCUGUCGGAGGUGGCGCGGCGCGGUUCGGGCAGCGCGUGCCGCUCCAUGCUGGGGGGCUUCGUGCAGUGGCACCGCGGCGAGCGGCCGGACGGCAGGGACAGCGUGGCGCAGCAGCUGGCCCCCGAGACGCACUGGCCGGAGCUGCGCGUCCUCAUUUUGGUGGUCAGCGGGGAGAAGAAGGCGGUGGGCAGCACGGCGGGGAUGCAGAGCAGCGUGGACACCAGCCCCUUGCUGAAGUACCGCGCGGAGGCGGUGGUGCCGGAGCGGCUGUCCCGCAUGGCUCGGCACAUCCAGGAGCGGGAUUUUGAGGGUUUCGGGGAGCUCACCAUGCAGGACAGCAACCAGUUCCACGCCACCUGCCUCGACACCUUCCCCCCCAUCUUCUACCUCAACGACGUCUCGCGUGCCAUCAUCGCCCUGGCGCACCGCUACAACGCCCACCACGGCCGCACCAAGGUCGCCUACACCUUCGACGCCGGCCCCAACGCCGUCAUCUUCGCGCUGGAGGACACCGUGCCCGAAUUCGUGGCCGUGCUGAGGCGCAGCUUCCCGCCCGCCUCCAAUGGGGACCAGUUCCUGCGGGGGCUCCCGGUGGCCCCGGUGGCGCUGCCGGAGGAGCUGGUGGCCACCGUGGUGGCGGAGCCGGUGCCGGGAGCCGUGCGCUACGUCCUGCACACCCAGCCUGGCCCCGGCCCCCAGCUCCUGCGGGACCCCGAGCGGCACCUCCUGGGCGCGGACGGGCUGCCCCGACGCACGGCAUGAGCACCGGAGAGGGGGGGGGGGACACCGGUGACACCCAUGGGUGGGGGGCACCCCAAUGGGGACUCCUGCAGUGGGGUGGGGGCGCACAGCCCCCUCCGGGACCUGAUUUUGCCCCUUUUUAACCAAAUAGAGCGUUGUCGGCUGCA
Anas platyrhynchos (mallard) is the source of this 1425-nucleotide messenger RNA. RefSeq names its product mevalonate diphosphate decarboxylase (gene MVD). Gene Ontology annotation, biological process: isoprenoid biosynthetic process; isopentenyl diphosphate biosynthetic process, mevalonate pathway. Gene Ontology annotation, molecular function: diphosphomevalonate decarboxylase activity. The record is from RefSeq and is a predicted model, not a curated record. Gene Ontology annotation, cellular component: cytosol. NCBI's taxonomy places the organism in Eukaryota, Metazoa, Chordata, Aves, Anseriformes, Anatidae.